Molecule: messenger RNA, 750 nt
Organism: Penicillium cinerascens
Lineage: Eukaryota; Fungi; Ascomycota; Eurotiomycetes; Eurotiales; Aspergillaceae
Exons: 2
Coding region: 1-750 (249 amino acids)
Source: RefSeq, a predicted model, not a curated record
AUGACCCACGAGCCGCUGCAUGGAUCAUGCUCAUGUGGUCGUAAUGAGUACAGCAUCCAGAUCCCCGAGGAUGUGACCGAGCAUGCCGAAGUCUACUUUGACACCUCCCGAGACAACCGUCGAUCCCAAGGCACACCUAUCACAGCGUGGCUUCGUGUGCCUCUUGACUGGUAUCAGUCAAGCACUCGAUCCUUCUUCCCAGACGAAACACAUUCUUCCAUUCGCCGCGUCUUCACACCGCUCCAUGCACCGGAGACCAAGCGCAUAUUCUGUGGUUUCUGCGGAACACCUUUGACAUUCUGGACGGAAGAGCCUCAUGAAGAAGCCGAUUAUAUGAACAUCGCGGUUGGCACUCUAUUCAGCGAGGACCAGCGUGUCCUAGAAGAUCUUGAUCUUCUUCCAGAGAACUCGGACGAGGAAGAAUUAGAGGCUGAACCAUCCAGCUCGGCCCUCGCGCCGGCACUGGAUACCUCAUCUUCUGUUAUUGUGCCAUCAUUUGGCAACUCGCCAGAUGUCACACGAAGCUUCCGGCGCGGUACAGCCCGUGGAAUCCCCUGGUUUGAGGAAAUGGUUGAGGGAAGCCGCCUCGGUCGGCUGAUGCGAGGUCGGCGUGGAAUGGCUGUCAGUGACGAUCAAUCUACCUCGUUUGAAUGGGAGAUUAGCGAAUGGCAUGAUGAUGGAAGUGGCAGUAUUCAGGACGACUCUGACUCGAAUAGUCAUCCCACCGGGAAAAGAAAACGGGCGCAGUAG